AUGGGUGAAUUUUUUAAAUUGUUGAAAUACUUUUCGUAUGUGUAAUCGUGAACCAUGUCGGAUUGAGACGGGAAAAACGUGUCCAUUCAGAGAAUCGAUGUCGGUUCAGAGAUCGAUAGCCGCGUCUCUAAGACGAAUCGUGUAAAGUAGGAGUUGCGGUUCACUUGAUCCGGUCCUGGACGUUUAAAGGAGCCACAAUUUCCGUCCGUCUCGGUCUUCUUCGAGCCUCCUUCAAAGAUCGCCGUGCCCCAUGAUUUGACACGAUGGGCGGCCAGAAGUUCCAAUACGACGAGAGCGGUGGCACGUUUUUUUACUUCCUUCUCUCCUUCUUGGCCCUCAUCCUCAUACCGAGCACUUACUACUGUUGGCCACGUAAACAAAUCGAAGAUCCAACGAAGGACGAGAAAGAUUGCCACUGCGAGAAUUGUAAAAAGAAGAAACAGAUUUUGAAGUCGAACGAACCAUGGAAAGGGACAAAACAGACCAUAGCAAAACUGGUUAUCAUAUCAGGUUGGCUGGCAUUGAUUUUCUUAACGUAUAAAGUAUCACAAUUUGAUUAUGAGUAUGCCAACUUUGACCCUUACGAGAUUUUGGGCAUCCCUAUGGGUUCUUCUCAAGCAGCUAUUAAGAGAUCCUAUAAAAAGCUUUCCCUCGUCCUCCAUCCCGACAAAAAGACCGGUGAUGAGAAAGCCUUCAUGAAGCUAACUAAAGCAUACCAAGCGCUGACAGAUGAAGAGGCGAGGAGAAACUGGGAGAAAUAUGGGAAUCCAGAUGGACCCGGGGCAAUGAGUUUCGGCAUAGCUCUGCCUUCUUGGAUUGUCGAGAAGGAAAACUCAGUUUGGGUUUUAGGGUUGUAUGCAUUAGUUUUUAUGCUUGCCUUGCCUACUGCAGUUGGCAUCUGGUGGUACAGGUCAAUCAAGUAUACCGGAGACCAGGUUUUAUUGGAUACAUCACAAAUGUAUUAUUACUUUAUACACAAAACACCAUCGAUGGCUUUGAAACGAGCCCUUAUGAUUUUAGCCGCAUCAUUGGAGUUUGAGAAAAAAUAUAACAGUGACAUAGUCGAGCGGCCAACUGACAACAUAGAAAUACCUCAGCUUAUAAAGCAACUUCCAAAUUUGAGUGAGAAAAACAGGGAGAAUCCGUUAUGCUUCCCUUAUUCGAUCAAAGCGAGAGCUCUUAUCCACGCGCAUCUUUCCAGAUUCGCCCUCAACCCUCUUACACUCGAUAAAGAUAGAAUGUACAUAGUUAAAAAAUGCCCUUACUUGAUUCAGGAAAUGGUCGGAUGUGUAUCACAGCUUAUAAUGCUUGCUUAUGCGAGAAGAGUCGGACGUUUGCCGACGAUCGAUACCAUCGAAAACUGCAUGAAGCUGUGCCCGAUGAUUGUUCAGGGUAUGUGGGAUUACAAAAGCCCCUUCCUCCAGCUGCCGCACAUUGGCGAGGAGCAUAUAAAAUACUUUGUGACAAAAAAGCGGCACAUUAAGAGUAUACAGCAGUUCGCACAACUAAAAGCUGAAGAGCGUAGGAACAUACUUAAAUACCUGAAUGACAGCCAGUAUGAAGAUGUCAUGAAAGUCACUGGGAAAAUGCCGCUUAUUGAUAUGCAAGUUCGUUCCGAAGUUGUUGACGAUGAAGCGUCGACAGAAAUAACUGCUGGAGCGAUAGUCACAGUGACUGUCACUCUAGAAAGAAAAGACAUGAAUUCGCUGUUCGGCGAUGAGACUGUCAAAGAAAAACAUUGUGUUAUCGAUGAGGAUGUCAAACAAGAAGGCCAGGGAGAUGAGGAAACCAAGGAAAAGGAGCAGACGAAGAAGCCCGUCUGGCAGAAACAGAAGAAAGGUGCCAAAAAGCCAUCAAAGAAGCAACAACCAAAGAAGCAACAGUUCAAAGAGAAACAAAGUAACGAUAAACAAAUCCGGAAAGAGGAUGACAAAGAGAAGCCGAAAUCGAAUGGGACUGAGAAGAAAGAGUCAAAUUCUGGGGGAGGAGAUGCUGAUUCAUCUGCAGAUGAGAGUGACCUCUCUGAUGAUGACAUCGACAGAUCUGAUGACGAAGGGAGUGACAAAAAGGGGUCUGGAAUGGAGGAUGAUGAUGAUUGGGAGAAAUUCCAAACCAAUAUCAAAAGGCGUGACAGGGCUCUUGAGGGGAAAAGCAAAUUGUCUCAUACAGUUCACUGCCCAUUUUUCCCAGAGGAAAAGCAAGAGUAUUGGUGGGUAUAUGUGAGCGACCGUAAGUCUAAAACUUUGCUGACUGCACCGGUACAUGUGACGAGCUUGGUUGACAGGGAGGAGGUCCAGUUGAAGUUCACUGCACCGAAAUGGACCGGUUUCUACACCUUCACCGUCUGCCUUCGUUCCGAUUCGUACAUCGGUUUCGACCAGACGACUGAGCUCAAGAUGGAUGUAAAGAAAGCACCCGAGGUGCCUUUGGACCACCCGCAAUGGGACCUGUCGGGCGAAGAGGAGGAGAAUAAACCUGAGGGCGAGACAAGCGAUAUAUCCGAAUUUGCUACAGACGAUGAUGUCGAUGAUGACGACGAUAAAAACUAAAAAACAAAAAACUCCUGUUAUGAAAACUAAAGAACAAAACCAGAAAGCUUUGUACAAAUAUUUUUUCCUUUUAUGUUAAAGCUGUUAAAAGAGGUUAAUUAAAAACAAAAACCUUUUUUUUUAACAUCUAUUAUUAAUAUUAUUUAUUUAAGUAAAAUUUUUUAUAUGUUUGUCAAAUAUUUAAAGGAUCGAUUACAAAAUUUCCCUUUUCGGUAUUAUUUUUAAACCAAUUUUUCACUUGAGGAAAUAUUUUUAUAAAUUAUAUUAUAUACAAAAAGAAAAAUUCUGUACAGACUUAAUUUAACAUUCCUUUUAUUUUAACAAUUGUUAAAUGUUGGUGCUUCCAGGAAAAGGUUGGUUGAACGUAAUGCGGAAAAAAAACUUAAUUUAAAAAAGAAAUUGUUCGCUGCUCAAUCAUGAUUGAUAUAGACUGAAUAAUUUUUAUUUCAGCUAAAAGAAGAGAAAAAUACUUAUAAGAACUAAAAACCGUUCUGAUUACUAUGAAUUAUAUAAAAAAAUUGAAACUAGUUUGUAAAUAUGUUUUCUUUUUUUAUAAAUAUAUAUACAAAGAGUUUUAGGGGAAUGAAAGGAAUAGAAAUUUUUUAGGGGAGAUUUGUUUUUAAUUAUUCUAUUUGUUGAUGUAGAUAACAGGUCUUUAUUGAAUACAAUUAAAUAAAUUAUGUAAAUAAAAAAGGUGUGAAUGUUAUGACUUAUGAUGCAUAAACAAAAGCCAAGCCUAGAUUUGAUUUGGAUUUGAUGAGGGUUUGAAAAAAAAAAGUUUUUGUGCACUCGAUAGUGAUACAAUUAAAAUUACCUUUUCUAUUACAA
Molecule: messenger RNA, 3377 nt
Organism: Cimex lectularius (bed bug)
Lineage: Eukaryota; Metazoa; Arthropoda; Insecta; Hemiptera; Cimicidae
Gene: Sec63
Product: translocation protein SEC63 homolog
Exons: 14
Coding region: 264-2549 (761 amino acids)
Biological process (GO): post-translational protein targeting to endoplasmic reticulum membrane; SRP-dependent cotranslational protein targeting to membrane
Cellular component (GO): Sec62/Sec63 complex
Molecular function (GO): RNA binding; transmembrane protein transporter activity
Source: RefSeq, a predicted model, not a curated record